This is a messenger RNA of Ooceraea biroi (clonal raider ant), 7474 nucleotides long. It is a transcript of the gene jv, whose product is annotated as javelin. Lineage: Eukaryota; Metazoa; Arthropoda; Insecta; Hymenoptera; Formicidae. The record is from RefSeq and is a predicted model, not a curated record.
AUCGUGGAACAUCAAGCCGACCUGGUCGUUUCUUCCUCUUUCUCUCUUUUUUUUUUGUGACAAUAUUCUGAGCCUCUCCGUGCUCUUCUCGUGCGCAAAGUUCACGAAUAGAUUUCGUUUAUUCUCCGGACAUGUUAAACUAACGAUCGCCAAGGGAGGUAGGUGGAUAUUCAUGUGACGGUCAGAUUGACCGCGUGGGCUAGUUUAUGGCAUUCCCAAAGAAUCAUCGCUGUUAGUUCUGGGGUAAUCGUGCGGGAUUCACGCAGAUCCCUUGGGUUGUAAAUUGAAGGGCUCGGUGCGAAAGAAAGGCCAUAAGGCUUGAACACGUAAGGUUCAUUUUCGAAAUCAUCUUAUAUUCAGAGCGGACCUUAGAAUUGUAUAUUUACUUUAUUCCUGCACUGAAUCCUUCGAUCUAGAUAUUGUUAUUUCGCAUAACUAUGCGCGUUAUUAAAUUGAGUUAUGGCCGCUUUUGUGAAAUCCAAUUUACUCCGGAGCAUUACACGCUCCGAAUACUUUGGUGUAGCGGACCAAGCACGUAUACGCUUGGAAAAACAAAAAAGGAGCAGCGAAACUAGCUUUAAACUAUCCAAAUAUUAAUCAAGAUUUCAAAAUAUGCAAUUUUUGUUGUAUAAUUAUCAUACAAAAAUGUGAGAUAUAGGGCACGGAAAAAAUACAGUCCUCUUUUCAACUUUAUCUGUUCUCACUAAUUUAAGAAUUGAUAAACAAUGUAUUUGGUAUUAGCAGAAAGUUUUUUUUAUGUACGUCCACGCUUUUCUAUUCUUAUUUAAAUUAUCAUUAAACUUUCGAGAUAAAUCGAAUUCUAAACAGACGCACCGGUGAUUGCCUGGAAAGCCUUCAAGACUGCUGAUAUGUAGUGAAAAUGAAGGGAGACUAUAUAGAUUCUUGAGUAAUUAAUAAAUGUCGGACAAGUUAAAUUUACUCUUGAGAGAUGCCGCGUACAAUUAAGAGCAGAAUUAUUUAUUGCUUCGUCAGUCGUCGAAUAUUUACGAAUCCGUUAUUCGUGUACCAUGCUGUUAACGGGGAUGAUGAGGAAAUCUCUAGGGUGAAUCGGGAUUGUCUUAACUGGGGUAAGUUUGCGUGUAACUAUGUAACUUGACAUGCUGCAGUUUCACUUGCUCUUUUAGAAUUUGUGCCAAGUUUUAUUGGAUGUAGCGAUCGUAAUCGCACACGCGAUUAAGAUGGCACUGAUAUUACAAAAAUAUUGCCACUAUGUGGAGUUACAUAAAAAACAAUUUAGUAUUAUACUUUUAAUAAUGUGAAAUAUGUUAACUAUUCGUGCUCGUGUUCAAACUAAAAGUUUUUAGCAUUCAACAAGUACGCUCACGCACAUACUUUUUAUUUUUCAAUAUCGCUGGACACCUUACGUGCAACAUGAGAAUAUGGAUGUUUAAAUUGCUAAGUUUACUAUUUUGAUUGAUACACGUGCCGCGUGCGAAAUGCGGACACGACAAGGUAAACGUCAACUCGGCCCUCUCGAAGUGGAUCCUCAUGGGUUGAAGCACCUGGGGUGCAUGGAUAAUAUAUGGCUCCAGGGUAUUCGCGGGUGUAGAUGGAUGUACGUGAUCGCUCGAUUAAGUAUUGACCCAACGCCGUUUUGCCCAUAUAUAUAACACAUCCAUAUAAAUGACGGAUUAAAUUACCUCGAAUGUACAAAGCACAAGCUUCGAGAGAGAAUUCUCUUGCAUCAAAUAUUUAUAUUAUAUUUUAUUCGAAACGCAUGAUUUUCGUAUAUAAUCAUUUGUGUUCAAAAUUAUUGCUUCGAAUAUUAAAAUUUAAUCAUGAAAAGGGACUUACAGUAACAUAAACUAAACAUAGUACUAUAAAGUUAAGCGCAAGAAUAAUAAAAGCUAAUCGAGAAAAAAUUUCAAACGAGUAAUAACUUGCAAUUAAAUACUCUAAACAAGGCACUUAAAAUUAACACGCUUCUGUUUUCAUUAAUGAUUAGGUCAAAACCUGACGGUUAAGACCUUUUCUGGAGAAAGUUAACGUCGGAACAUCUCUCGUUCACAAUAAACAUACCGCAUAUCGCUGCUGCUUCUGUACUUAUAUUCUUCUGCAUCGAUUUUACUCACGAGAAGCGCGCACGCUGGAGUCAUCUAGCAGCGGGUCUUGGUACUGCUGAUGCUUGAAACUCAACCAGAGAUCUAUGCAUGCAGGAAGUGAAAUAGCGAGAGCGUGGAUAAGGCCAGGCCUUAUUAACUUUUGUCGCAUGCCUUUUUCCAACUCUGCCUCAGACAGGCUUUUAUUCCUAUUUCGCAUUUUUUCGUGAUAAAAAAAGCCAUUCUCUCUUUUUGUGAGAGAUGAAUUAAAUGUAGCGCGAGUAGGUGCGUCUCGAGUACACGUGUCCGUCCGUUAAAUUCCGUCACGCCGUGCUCGCUCCUCUGGCAAAAUUGGAUAAUCCUCGACGUAUUCGUCAAACGCCGAGCUCUGAAUAUGCUGAAAACGGGGUUAACAAUGUAACUUAAACGGUGCCUUUCAUAUUAGACCACGUAUGCGACAGGCUGUUAUUACGCGGCUAAACAGUGCAGAAAGAGAAUCGAAUUACGUCAUAUCGUUGCAAUGAUGCCCGGUUUGUUUAAACAUGCACGAAAUGUUUAAACUUUAAAUUCUCAGCUAGCCAUUUUAUGCAUCGCGCAAGUGGAUUGUCAAUUUCACGAACGUGUCUCCUUGCCGAGCAUGCCAAGAAAGCUAGAUUCGGCCGUUUUAUUAAAAAACGGUAUCACGAAGCUUUGACGGGAUCCUAAUGUAAACUAAUAAGCGAGUCAAGACGUCGUUAAUCUCGAUGUAAGAAACUCGUGUGUACAUUUACUCAGCGGUAAUUGUAGUUUUGAAUCUUUUAUGGCGAAAGUUCUCGCUACACGUAGCGCGUUCUUGUUAGCGCAAUUUUCGAUGUAGUGUAAAUUACGCACACAGCUGUGCACUACGAAACUUUUAUCGAAAUUCAUAACGAUUCCAGACGAGGCGCAUUUAACGGUCUGCAACGAUUGCCGAGAUUGGACGUUUCGUUAUAAACUUUCACGAUAUCGAUACGUCAUCACUCAUCCAGCAUAUUUAUUCGACAACUUGAGUGUGAGAUACAUUCGAAAAUAAGUAAUCGAUAAUGAAUAAUCUAAUUAGAAACGCGUGUGUCAUUAAUACUGCAACACCAAUACAUGCAUUCCUAUCGUGUGUUUGUAUUCAGCAUGUAUCCAGUAUGUGUUGUCGUGUAUUCAGCGGAAUUUUUAUCAUUCCAACAGAUCAUGCUGAACGGAGAAAUGCGCACUGCCGAGGAAUCCUGCAUCACUGCGGCUUCUGGGCGCCUGCGAAAUAUUUAGCAAUGAAAUAUUAGCGCCGUGCUGCGCACCCGACCUCGUUGCGCCGUUAAACGCCAAUUUCUACCAGGUCUCUUUCUCUCUCUUUCUGUCUCUACGAGGUCGAUCAUCAUGGGUGGAGUGCAGAGCGGAGCUCAUAAUCUUGGCGAGGCGUUAUGGGUGCAAGAGCGACAGCGGCAGAAGUGUCAUCGAGAGGCCAGUCGCCACGACUCCCACUCGGCACAGUCGACGCAGGAUCGCAGGAAACUGCUGAAACGCACGAGGAGCCUCGCAGUGAUAUCGGAGGACGAUUCUCGACAGGAUCGAGAGGCAGCACGGCAUUUCCGGCUGGGCCAGUCGACCUUCGAUUUGCCCAAGAGGCAUCAAUUAAUACCGAGGGCUAAGUUGAUUGAUCGGAAUUCCCUCAAGGACAGGCUUUCCAAGAGUCAGCAGCAUCUAUCAGACUCUUACGAGAGGUUCAACGAGGCAAAAUCCUACUACUCGCGGUCGACGUGUGGCCUUCACUCGAUCCCGUCAGGUCUCGUGUCUCUUCCAGAUCCGCUGCCCUAUGCUCGAGGAAAUCGUGCCGAUCCUGACCGGUUGAAUAUCCUCGAUUGGCCGGAUCUUCCGAGGCGAUAUCGCAGCGUGCAAAAUUUGGAUACCGUAAGCGGGUUGGUCGAUAUCGUCGAAGACAAUUGGCCCAUUGAAGGCAAUCGGAGCAUCGAUUGCAUCUAUACGCAGGUAAAGCGCAAACGCAAGGAACACCGGAGUCUAGACAGCAUCCUCUUCGAAGACGAUGCGGAGCUAGAAUACUUUGACGUGCUGAGUUUACUGCCUCUCUCCAACGUACGGCUGAAAUACGGCGGGGCUGAUCCAACGAGAAACGGCAAUUUCGUACAAAAUACAGAACGAGCGCACGAUCUAAGAGCGCUCGAGUACAGCGAGCUGAGCAGCGAACGUGAGGAAGUCUCGCCAACGAGGAGCGGCAACGUUACGAACGAGAAAAAAUGUAAGGAGCAGGAGGAGAUUAAUCUCGCUCGAGUUGACGACAAUUCUGAGAAGGAACUACGCGAGGAUCUCGAUUCCUCCAGGGAGACAACCUCGAGUCGGCAGGUCUCGGUUGAACGAGAAAAUCUGGAACAUCGAGAACCUGACAAUUUCGAGGAGGAAUUGGAGAUUAACGCGGUGAAUCAAUUUGUGGAUCUGCGCGGGUCCUCUUUGUCGUCUAAGAUUGAUCAGGAUCAGCACGGAUUGGCCGAUGUCGAAGAUUUCGUGACUCCUUGUGAAGAGGAUCGUAAAAUCGAGGAGGUGGAAGACUACAAAUCGAUCUGGAUCUCGGAUCACCAAGAUCGGGGCGAGAUGUCGCGAAGACCGCAAGUUCUCAAAGUGGUGGACAACGACGUGACCAGGAGACGCCAUCGGCGCUCCGUCGUCGAGAUUGAUGCCAUCGUCGAGGACGUGUCAAAGGAUAACAAGCUGUCGGAGAUUACAAAGGAAGCAAAUGAGCGCAUUGACGUGACUCGGAUUAAAACUGAUGUGAACCAGGAGGGCAAAGCUCAUGAAAACAGCACAAAGGAUGCGGUGAUACCGGAAAAUGCGGGGAAUGCGGAGGAUGCGGCGACGGUGGAGGACGCGAGAAAUUUCUUCGAGCAGAAAAAUGUUGAGCGGGAAGCGACGCGAAAUAAACAGAACGAGGGCAGAUUCGAGAGGAUCGUGAAGGAGACAUCCAAUAUCCUUGGCAAGGCGUGCAGCGUCGUGAAGGGCAGUUUAGGCUUCGAGGCGAGAUCAGAGAGCUCCGAUCUUGGGCUUGGAUCUGAUUCAGGCAGCGAAUCCCGCAGAAGAUCAAUGGACGGAUACGGCGUUGCGGACGAUCACUCGUCCCGAAAUGCUGGUAACUCCACCAUGGAAACGAGUGAUAAUAAAAAACCGCACACUAACCUCACGAGGUCCAGGAGCUGCGUAGACUCGAUCAAGUGCCAAGACGACGCGCCUGAGUUUGAUCACGUGCGUUACAAGAUCAUCAAGUCGCACAUCUUUAGCAAGAAUAUGUUCAGCACCGCUCGCGGCGACGUCACGUACGAAGGAUUGAUGCAGUAUCUGCGCGAGUACUCGUUCCAGGAAUUACUGAUGGACAACAACGUCGUGAUCAUCGAGCCGAUUCGCGCAGAGCCGGUGGAGCGGAAGUCGCCGCUAAUCCGGACGGAACCGUCGUGUAAAAUCGCUGGUGCGAUCCAGAAGAAAUCGGAGAAUCGCGAGAGAAAAGGCGAGCAGACCGGAAGCGGCAGUACUGUUAAGAAUCCCAAGCAAUCCAUCAAAAAGCAUUUCUUUUAUCAUCCUAUACGAGUGAAUCGCGAGCUGAUCGACGAGGAGCUGCCGGAUCCGGAUACCGUUAAGAACGUGAGACGCAUGUUCGAGGACACUCUGAAGAAAACGAAGAAUGCGCCUGACGCCGAGUUCACGCGCGACUGCAAAGGCAGGAGAAGCGUGAGCAUGAAGGACCUGACUAGCAUCGAUGACAGCCAAUACGACGAAAUGUCCGACAAGGCACGCGAGGAAUCCAGAUCCAGAUGUUCCAGUAGGGCGAAAGAUCUUACGAGACUUUUCGAGACCAAGUCCGCGUCGUCAACCGCCUCCGUCACCAAAGAGGAACCCGGAAGCCCGCGAGGCGAGUCGAAAACGAGGAUCCUCGCGCAAAGUUUCGAAGCUAAAAGCGGGAAUACGUCACCGAGCGGCUCAAACUACUCCAAGAACAAGAUUGGUUACCAUCAGCAUCAUCAUCAUCAUCAUCAUCAUGUUAACCCCCACCAUCACCAAAAUUGGGACUCUGGCAGCGUGAGUUCCGGCGUAUCGAGCGAUUAUCCCGACACCGAUCCCGGAAGCGGUGCUCAUUGCACAUCAUCCGAUGACGAGGACGUAAAUUGUAAUGACGAUGACGGUGCAGACACCAACGGUCCCGGGCACUAUGUGUCUCAGGACGUAUUAAGGAGAAUCCGCGAGUGUGGUACUUCGGUAACUUACUACGGUGGAAAAGUGGUGAACAUGCACAACGGUCCGCUGAUAUCACCGUUGAUCGGCAAUGGCUUCAAUCGGUUCGAUCGAUCGAGCGACUACGUGAAAUUCAAGCUGGUGAAGAGCAACUCCUGCGAUAGCAGGCUUGAACUGACUGGCAGACUCGUCGAGGGACGAUCGUCGCGUUGUAAUCGCGAUCUCAGAGGCGCCGAUCUUAGACAGUGUACCAUCGUGGAGACUCCCAGCAUCGAAAUUACAACGACUGACAGCAGGCAGGAGGAUGAGGAACAGAAGGACGAAGAAAUCGAGCAGAUCGAGCGGGUGAAAAGGGAACCACCAGUUGUGAUCGGUUUGGAACCGAAGAGGGAGGAUAACAAGGACUCGAGGACUUUUAAAGUUGAUUUCAAACUGGGUCUGGACGAUUCGAGAUCCAAUUAUCCGAGUAGAUUCACGCCGAGCGCUUUAACGAGGUGGGAGGUGAACACCAGCAACUGGAAAACUGACAAUGAUUUCGGCAAAAUGGAGUUUGAGGAGUUUGAAGUACUCGAGGAUAGUCUCAAUGGGAUCGAAAGCCAGAACGAAGCAUCGUGAACGAGAAAUUUCUCUGUAUAAUAUAUUUAUUGCUUUUUGAUGCGAUUGGGAUGGAGGGCGAUUGCAAAAUGAGAUAACUCGAUUUACUUUUAGCAAACUUGUAAGAAUUCUUGGCGUCAUCGAACUAAUGAUCGAGUAAACGUUGUUGGAUAAAGGAAUUGUUAAAACAUAUGUUAAUGGAUGUUUCUCUUUCUGAUAUAAAAUUAAUGAAACAUUGCAAAAUUGGUGAUAAUCAAGAUAAUUUAUUGGAUAUAUGAUUAAUACUAAUUAAUUAGUCUAUAUUUACAGGUGGAUAAAUCCACACAAGUCAUAUUUUAUAUAUAGCAAGUGAUAAUAAAUAUCGAAAAUACAUAAAAUUAUAGUACGUGUAUACAUGUAAGAAAUUCAUUGUAACAUCACAUUUGCGAUGUUUCGUGCAUCGCAAAUGAAUGAAAUAUAUUAAACGUGUUAAAAAUAAUCGUAUAUAUUAAUAUCAUCUAUUAACAUGUAUCUAAUUUGCGAAAAAUUGUAUAACCUUCUUUUCUUUUCCUUUCGUGUUAAAAAUUAAACUGACAUCUUCUUGU